UCACAUCUCUUACACUUCACUUGACCCUUUCACUGCCCUCCCCGUGUGAAUGCCAGCACCCCCGCGGCUCUCCAAUCAGAGACUCUAGCUCAAACUCGCUGCUUGAACGAAUGGCCUCCGUCCCUACCCCUGCUUGCAUCUAUACUAAACCUACCGUUCGUUUGCGCGGCUAUCAGUAAAGAGCAUUCAUUUACUCGCUCUGGACUAUUCUCCUCCUUCUACACACUCACCACUUGGUGGCGCCUGCUGGUCACCGUCAUUCCUACUAACCAUUAAUCGAACAAGACAAUCAUGAAGUUUGGACAGAACUUGCCCCGCAAUCAGGUGCCUGAGUGGGCAUCUGCGUACAUCAACUACAAAGGCCUCAAGAAAUUCAUCAAGGCCGCCGUUCAUCAGAGCACAGAGACUGGCGGAGAAGUCGAUCUCGCAGAGUUCUUCUUCGCCCUAGAUCGCAAUCUUGAGGACGUAGACAGCUUUUACAACAGAAAACAUGCCGAAUUCUCUAGACGACUCCGACUCCUCUACGAUCGCUAUGGACAGUCUACUCAGCCACAAGACGGCAUGGACAAGGAAGAGAUGGAAGACCUGAUGGGCGCCUUGCUAGAGCUCAGAGGACAAUACCGCAACCUCAUCUGGUUUGGCGAGGUCAACCGUAGAGGCUUCGUCAAGAUCACAAAGAAGCUGGACAAGAAGAUCGAAGCUUCCCACUCGCAAAGCACAUAUCUGGCCGCCAAAGUCGACCCCAAGGCUUUCGCGAACAAUCGCAGAACUGAGGCAGACAUGCGCGCCAUCAACGACUGGUUGUCAAAUCUGGGCGACGUCAAGGUCUUUGACGACAACGCCUCGAUCGCCUCGACCGGUUCGCUGCACCGCGUCUCGUCUAAGAACGCCAUGCGCGUACCCACAGCUGUGCUGGACACCUUGGAGCAGACCGUCCGCCAGAACGAUCUUACGAAGCUGAAGGAGCUUACCUCGGAUUCAUUGAAGGACCUGCCUCCUUAUGUCGUCCAAAAGUUGAUGCUCAACCUUCUACAACGAGCUAUCUCGGCCAAGUCACACGAGUGCAUCACAUACUUGCUGUCUCAAAUCUCUUCCCUCACUGAAGACGACGAUAUGAACAAGCGGAACAUCGUUCACCGCUUGGUAAUUGCUACCGGUCGUGCCAGAGCCCUCGAAGAGAACGGACCCGCUGCAGUACCUAUUGGUGCAGAAGCUAACUCUUUCAUCAAUGCAGCAGAGCUUCCGGUGCGCGUACCCAGCUCAUUCAAGGUCCAGGAGAAGUCUCUCAACCACUCGCUCGGCGAAGAAGAUCCUGCCAUCAAGCUCUUAGCGUUCGUUCUCUCAAAUCUGACCGCAGGGCAAAGAGCGGUACUAAAGGAAAGAGACACAUAUGGUCGUCUACCCAUUCAUUAUGCUGCCCAAUACGGUCUUGUGGCUGCAGCCCAAACUAUCAUCAAGUUCAUGCAAGCUUGGGGCCAGUUUGAUGUUAGCAGGGGUAUCGAUUCAGAUAUCUGGCAAGACGCUGAGGGAUACGCUCCUCUACAUCUCAGUGUCAUCGGUGGUCACUACAGGACCACAAAAGCCUUACUAUUGGCUGAAGAUUGGCACGGCGAGUCUGAAGAUAGUCAUGCUGUCAGACGUAACGUGGAGAAAUCAGGCGCUGCCUUGGCUUUGGCGACGAAGAACAACUUUUUCAUGAUUGUCAAGCUGUUGGUCGACGCUGGUAUCAACAUCAAUCACCAAGAUGAGCAGGGCGAAACGGCUUUGCAUAUUGCUGCACGCUUCGGCUUCGUGGAGUGCACGAAGUCUCUACUCGAGGGAUCGGAGACUCAAAAGGCCGACCUCGAGAUCACCGAGAACACAUAUGGUUGGACGCCUCUUUUCAUAGCCUGCGUCGACGGCCAUCUACCAAUUGUCGAGCUGCUCAUUGAUGCUGGUGCAGAGACGCGCAAGGCCGAUCUUUCGGGUUGGCUGCCUAUUGAGCAUGCCGCGCUCAGAGGUCAUCUCGAUGUCUCAAACAAGCUGACUGACCUCAGUCCGACACCAGAAAACCUCGAUGCACCUCCGCCUCACCUCACACCUGGCAGUGCGUUGGGCACGUCGCCGAAGAACAACUCUUCCAUCGAAGACCGACGUUCCAACGUUCCUCAGGGUCGUGAUGCUCCUCGCAUUCCCGAGGCCGUCAAAACAUUCGGCCACAGAUAUCUCACAGAAGAGUCCAUGGUACUCGUCAGCUUGGGAUCCAUGGACUAUCGCAAGAAUGUCCCUGCAGUCGUGCUCGACAACAUUCCCCUUGCGGACGCGCAUGCCACUCAGCUCGAUACUGCUCUGUCGCUUGUCGUUGCCGCAUCUGGUGCCAAUGGAGAGCCGACAAUCGUCGACUUGCCCGUUCAGGAGAACAUCAGCACUUCACCUAUCACAUUCAAGACUCGCGAUCCAACCAAGGUCAGACUAUUGUUUGACAUCGUUCCUACUUACUCUGGCUCCAAGGAUAAGAUUGUCGGCCGCGGUGUGGCUUUGCUUUCUAGUAUUAAGCCCAGUAUCGGCUCGAAGCGCAUGCUUCUCCAAGGUGAUCUCAGCGUGCCCAUCGUUGCUGCAGAGACAUUGGACGUCAUCGGAUCGGUCAACUUCAACUUCUUGAUUAUUACGCCAUUCCAACACCCGAACAUGCACAUUGCCGAAGACCAAACAUACUGGAAGAGCACACAAACACAAGUCAUUGGUCACCGUGGCUUGGGCAAGAACAUGGCGUCAAUGAAGUCUCUGCAGUUGGGAGAGAACACUCUUCAGUCGUUCAUCGCAGCAGCCAACUUGGGUGCAUCUUAUGUCGAGUUCGAUGUUCAGCUCACGAAAGAUCAUGUUCCGGUCAUCUAUCAUGACUUUUUGGUCAGUGAGACUGGUAUCGAUGCCCCAGUACACACUUUGACCCUGGAGCAAUUCAUGCACGCGAGUGAAGGUCAGACUCCCAGGACUUCUCGUCCUCCUUCGCCAAGAAGAAGUCAUCUGGAUGGUGUGACUGAACAGUCGCGCAAGCAACGUUCAUACUCGCUCGGAGGCUCCCAAGACGAACGCGCUCCUGAUAUGUCCGAGCGGAUGAAGCAUACCCGUGACUUCAAGGAGAAGGGCUUCAAGGGUAACAGUCGGGGAAACUUCAUCCAGGCACCCUUCACCACAUUGGAAGAGAUGUUCAAGACACUGCCAUCAUCCAUCGGCUUCAAUAUUGAGAUGAAAUACCCCAUGCUCUUCGAAUCCGAGGAACAUGACAUGGACACCUACGCAGUCGAACUCAACUCGUUCGUCGACACCGUGCUCACCAAGGUAUACGACCUCGGCACUGGUCGCAGCAUGCUCUUCUCUUCCUUCAACCCAGACAUUUGUCUCUUGUUGUCGUUCAAGCAACCUUCAAUUCCUAUUCUCUUCCUCUCUGAUGCUGGCACGUCACCCGUCGGCGAUAUCCGCGCUUCGUCUCUCCAAGAGGCCAUCCGUUUCGCUUCACGCUGGAACCUUCUAGGCGUCGUCUCUGCUGCCGAGCCACUCGUUACUUGCCCUCGCCUGAUUCGUGUGGUUAAGGAGAGUGGUCUGGUUUGUGUUUCUUACGGCACGCUCAACAACAAUCCCACCAUGGUGGCAAGACAGUCCAAAGAGGGGAUUGAUGCUGUCAUUGUUGACUCAGUCCUGGCUAUCAGAAAGGAGCUGCAGGCAGCUCAGUCAGCGAGCAAAGCUGUGAAUGGUGACGGCCCGGUCAUUGAGGUCCCGCAGAUCAUUCCCUCUGCCAUGGCUAAUGGUUCCGCCGCUAACGGAGAGAAUGGUCAUGCUUGAAGGAGGAAUACUCUCCAGAGGCGAUAGAUUGAUGUGAGCUAGAAGGAUGGGAGAUGCAGAUUUGGCUCGCGAAGACAUAUCUGCUGGCAGACUAUAUCGGGCGGGCUUUGUAAAUUAGCACAGGCGUUUUGGAGGCAGCUAGCUACCUGGGUCAACAAUUAAAUCAUUUUACAACACAAUCAGGUCAGGACUAUGCUAUGAUUGCCCAAGAAGGAUCGUGUCUUUUCAUGCUUCCAGCCAGCUGAUGACCGUGAUCAAUGGAGUUCCUGAUUUCCGGGUCAAGGUGUUAAUCCACUUGUGCACGUCAGUACCUCCAUUGAUCCUUUGGCGUGGUCAUGAAGGUGUUGUGCGUGAUUGACACUGUUCUCUCUCAUGGGAAUGAGGAUGAAGAAAUUGGGUUGCGGCUCCAGCGUAGCUCUAGGGGGUUAUCGUACUCACC
Molecule: messenger RNA, 4258 nt
Organism: Aureobasidium subglaciale EXF-2481
Lineage: Eukaryota; Fungi; Ascomycota; Dothideomycetes; Dothideales; Saccotheciaceae
Exons: 3
Coding region: 292-3819 (1175 amino acids)
Biological process (GO): glycerophospholipid catabolic process
Molecular function (GO): protein binding; glycerophosphocholine phosphodiesterase activity
Source: RefSeq, a predicted model, not a curated record